UUGAGUGUUGCACUAAUUUUUUUUGAAGAUAUCAAUUUUUAUAUCUAGAACCUUCAACCUCAACUAAUCUUACAUUAUCCACGCCGUAAUGUCUCAGAAUAACAGCAAUCAUCUGAGUUUGGCGAAGUUUGCAUUCAAUAUCUAUGGGACAUUGAAUCAGUCUGAAGGCGCCAGUGCAACGUCCUCAUUACCUUCUACUCCAAAUAAAUUAUCAGCUUCUGCUGUUAACAAAACCAAACUUAUAUUCAAUUGUGAGCGAGAGGUUUCGUGUUUAUCCGAACUAAAUUAUCCUUUAAAUAACAUUGUUGGUUCUUAUUAUGAUACUAUCCCAUCACAUCAUGUUUUAGUUGGUGGUAAAAACUAUUUAAAACUCUUAGCAUUGAACACUGACCAGUCGGCUAUAAUUAAUGAAAUAAACCUCCUUGAUCAAUAUAAUCCAGUUUAUAAUUCAAAUUCAAGACUCCAAUCAAAUAAACUCAAUAAUGUUAAUACCAUAAAAUCUCAAAAAGACUUGGUGGCUUGUGGUUUAUCUAAUGGUACCAUAUCUAUUUAUAAAGUUAAUAAUAAUGGGAAAUCAAGACUAAUACAUAAGUUUUCCGACCACAAAAGAUGCAUAAACUCACUCGAUUUCAUUGAUAGCACAUCUAACUUUGAUGGUCCAAAUCAGUUAUUAUCGGGUUCUCAAGAUGGUACAAUUAAGUUAUGGGAUUUGAGAAGCUCAGUUAACAAGCCGGUGAUGACGGUCGCUUCCUCGUCUCACUCAGACCCGAUACGAUCCUGUCAAUACUCUCCUCAUAAUACUGUUCGAAACAAGUUGACCGUAUUAUCGGUUCAUGAUUCAGGAUCACUCUGUAUAUAUGACUUAAGAACCCAAACUGGUGGUAAUAAUCCUAACAAUAAUAGUUACUCGCAGCAUUCCCAUCAAAACCAGAUGUCAUUGCCUGAAAGAAAAUUGAACUUUCAUAGUGGCCCUGCUUUGUCCUUACAUAUACAUCCUGAAAAAGAAUAUGUUAUAACCGGUGGUAGAGAUAAGAAACUCUGUGUUUGGAAUUAUGGCGAAGCAUCAAAUCACCUGUCUAAAGUAAGUCCAGACUGCAUAGUUCAUACUUAUGGUCCAGUAAUGAAAGUACGGUGGAGUGAACAUGCCGAUUCCAGACCUGUAUACUCUUCGGAUGGUUAUAACUAUAGUAAGGAUUCGAUUUUUAAUUAUGACUUUGCAUGUCUGUAUCUCAAUGAAGAUACCACGAUCACCGUUUACAAUUUAAAACGUAAAUUCAUCCCAAAGGAGAUUAUUACUACUACUUCUAGAAAACCUUUUCAAAACUUCAUUUGGGCCCGUAAUAGAAAUGGCCUAAGAAAAUUAUGGACAAUUACAAAAUCUAACCUCUUUGCAUCUUAUGAACUCGAUUAUAUAACAGAUGAAUCAUCUCCUAACAUAUUGAGACCAUUGGAUCAUCUAAGUCAAGUCUCUGUUGAUUGGAAUAGUGCAGUAGGGGGUUUAUGUUUUGUCGACCAAAGAAAAAAUGAAUUUCAAUCCACUGUCGUGACACCCGAUCAUGAAGGUAGAAAGGAUAGCUACUAUUCUGAAACUUUCAAUGAAAAUAUUGCAUCUAACACUCAAUUCAAUUCGAAUGGUACCUCCAUCAACUCAUCUCCAAUGGAGAAACCACCUUUUAUCAGAACAUCUACCUAUAACCCUUUGCUGCAAGCAAAAUCGCCGUCCCCGAUCCCCCAACAAAGAGCGAAUAACACCAUGGACGUUUUUGGUUUUGGUCCUGGAAUAGGUAGUUCGAGCAGUUUGCAAAGACCGCCAUUGAAAAGAAAUGCGUCUCAGUCAACACAGGGUUCAGCAGCGUCUCAGGGAUCGUCUCCAAUACAGCAAGCCCAUUUCACUCAUCAUAACCAACAAGCAAAUUCACACGGUCAAACUCAGUCAAGAAGAGUCAUUAAUGUAUAUCACCCAUCACCUUACUUGGUACCUUUAUCCCUCCCUCUCCCACUCAAUGACGAUGAGGUAUUCAAAUGUCUAGCCGAUAGCUACUUAAUGGAGGUCCCGGAAUCCUUCAAUUUAGUUGACGUUUGUUUUAUUAACGCAAGAAUAGCAGCGGCUGUGAAUAGAUUCAGAGACUGUCAAAUAUGGAGAAUAUUAGCUGUCAGCCUUGAGCAGGACUCAAGUCAUUACGAUCAUAUAGACAACCGUGACACACAUCUUUCAAAUGGAAACCAUCUAGAAAGUGAAAAUUCCCAUGAUGAUAAGUCAAUUCUGUCAGAUAUUGGUAACAUCGUCGGGUCUUAUAAUUCCAAUUCUACUCUGACAACAAAUUACGGCGGGGUUAAUGGGACUGGAGGUGAAACAACCGGCGGUAACAGUGUUGAGUCAUCUGGUGGAUCUGGCCCCUUAAGCAACACUAAAGACAGAAACCUCCAUGCGUUUACUGAUCAUAAAAAUUCUUCCUCCCAUAGUUUCAUUGAUUCGGGUGACCAGAGUAUGUCCCAGGGAUCUGGUGAAGUCGAUUCAAGAAACAAAAAAUUGAAGAAUGAUGAUGAAAGUGCCAUUGACGACGAUGACUAUAAUGAUAAUGAUCAACAGACAAAGGAGAAAGGUACGACGGAUGACCUAUUCAAACGCUCUGUGCCUAUUAAAGAAAAUUCAGUAAAUACUGGAAGAAUCAACAGCGCGUCAUCUUCACCAAUUAAGGUCAAGUCAUCAUCGUCUUUUAAUAAUCCUAAAUCAUUUACUCCCAAAGACGUGUUCUUGGGUAAAAAUGAACUAAAUGAAGUCGAUGAGAGACAAGAAGAUCAAAAAUCAUUUGAAACAACCGAUAAGAGAAGUGUCACAGCUAGAUCUGAGCUUACGAGGGCCUUUCAUGAGCGGAGCGAACCUUCACCAAAUGAAUAUAACCAAUCUUUUGACUUGUCGAUUCCCUGGAGCACUACGAAUUUACUAGAAAAGUCAUUAGACUAUGCUAUGCAUCAAGGAGAUAUUAUAAUGAGUGCAACAUUAAUACUUCUAUUCUACGAUUACUCAAAUGAAGAUCUUGGAGGUGUUAUCAAAAAGCAUGCUAGCUUGGAAUGUAUAGCAUUAUAUGUUGAAAUUCUUCGCAGAAAACAACUAUUUACUAAUGCAGUCAAAGUGGUGAAGGUGGCUCCAAAAGGAUUACUGUCGGAACUAAAUUACUUAACAAACAAUGAGAUAAAUUUAAGAUUUUACUGCAAUUGGUGUCUGAAAUUAUUGGUGAAUGAGAAAUCAAAAGAAUAUCUUUCCCGUAAGCAGUCAGAUGAAUUCGGUUACUGGUACUGUGAUGAAUGUUCUAAGAAGCAGUACAAUUGUGUUUACUGUAAUGAACCUUGUAAAGGGUUAAAUGUUGUGGUUAGUUUAAGAUGUGGUCAUAGAGGUCACUUUGGUUGUUUGAGAGAAUGGUUCGUAGAAGGUGAAAAUGUUGAGUGUCCUGGUGGUUGUGACGAAUUAAUCUUUGUUUAAUUACUUAAAGUUAUGUAUCGUUAUCUUGUAUAUAGACAUUAUUUGCAUGAUUUUAUAUUAACUCCACAUCUCCCAAUUCUA
Molecule: messenger RNA, 3562 nt
Organism: Hyphopichia burtonii NRRL Y-1933
Lineage: Eukaryota; Fungi; Ascomycota; Pichiomycetes; Serinales; Debaryomycetaceae
Exons: 4
Coding region: 89-3481 (1130 amino acids)
Biological process (GO): positive regulation of TOR signaling
Molecular function (GO): protein binding
Source: RefSeq, a predicted model, not a curated record